AUGAAAGAACAUGUGAUUUUAUGGUGCUCCAGGCCCCUGAGGUCUGCGGGACAGUCCCAGUCCCGGUCCGCGGGGCGUUUUACGGGACCGAAACCCAGAAAAAUCUUUUGUACGGGACCGGGACCCAGAGGUCUGCGGAAAGAUCCCAGUCUUGCGGGAUUGUCCCAGUCUCGUGGAACUUUUAAUAGGACCAGGACCAGAUUUUUUUGAAAAUAGUCUUGUAUGAAGUAUAAAAAUUUCUUAGUUUCCGUACCUGUUUGUAUGUAGGCAGUAGUUCUGCGAGAAAGAAUUCACACAUAAUUCGAAAAGUCCUCAGUUAAUAAUCUCAUCCCAUAGUGCUAUUUUCCAGAUUAGCUUGAAUUAGUGUCGCGCUGACACA
Molecule: messenger RNA, 379 nt
Organism: Didymodactylos carnosus
Lineage: Eukaryota; Metazoa; Rotifera; Eurotatoria; Philodinida; Philodinidae
Source: the annotation of a GenBank genome assembly